Molecule: messenger RNA, 329 nt
Organism: Hymenoscyphus albidus
Lineage: Eukaryota; Fungi; Ascomycota; Leotiomycetes; Helotiales; Helotiaceae
Source: the annotation of a GenBank genome assembly
AUGCAAGUCAUCUACGCCAUUGUCGCGCUCGCUACUAUAGCUGCUGCUACUCCUACAUCUCAAGUGCCCGGUGAUAUGAUUUUGAUUACUGUUAAUCCCAACAAUCCGUUAAAAGAUCAAGGGUGUAACUAUAUGGAAUACAACAGAGGUGAACGCGGCGGUGGUGGAGGAUGGUUCGUAAGUGUCAUUUCUCUCCCCUUUACGACGAGCCUUUUAUGGUCUGGACUACCUAGUGCGCGAAUGGCAAGCCCAAUAACUCACAGUGUUUGUUACACGAGUGGAUAAAUAGUCUUCCUUAUUAUAUUUGUGCGAAAGAGUUGGAGCCCUAG